This is a messenger RNA of Fonsecaea erecta, 453 nucleotides long. RefSeq lists its product as hypothetical. NCBI's taxonomy places the organism in Eukaryota, Fungi, Ascomycota, Eurotiomycetes, Chaetothyriales, Herpotrichiellaceae. Gene Ontology annotation, cellular component: mitochondrial outer membrane. Gene Ontology annotation, biological process: intracellular protein transport. The transcript has 2 exons. The record is from RefSeq and is a predicted model, not a curated record. The coding region runs from base 1 to 453 and encodes 150 amino acids.
AUGGUCAAGCUUGAAGAACUCGAAGAUGAGCACUUCAUCAACAAGCCAGAUACCACCAAGGACGGCGCUCUGCUAGCCGAUGACGAUGAAGACUACACUGAUACCGACUCUGAAAUCUCCGACGACGACGCCGUCGAGGCUCCCCUGGACGAGACGCUGUUCGACCGCCUCUCUGCGCUUCGCGACAUCGUCCCCCCCAAGACCCGCGCCCGGCUGGUGUCUGCAACCUCGUCGGUCUACUCGGCUGCUAAUGCAUCAAUCACCUACGGUGGCAAGAGCCUGUGGGUCAUCGCGACCAGCAUCUUGUUGUUGGGUAUCCCCUACGCACUCGCGCUGGGCGAGGAGCAGCAGUUCAUGGAGGAGGAGAGGCAGCGGGGCAUGAUGGAGCAGGGACAGCAGGGAAUGAUUCAGCAGGGCCAGCCCGGGCAGGGGGACGCGAAGCCGGCGUUGUAA